This is a messenger RNA of Dryobates pubescens (Downy woodpecker), 1911 nucleotides long. It is a transcript of the gene KHDC4, whose product is annotated as KH domain containing 4, pre-mRNA splicing factor. Gene Ontology annotation, cellular component: nucleus. Gene Ontology annotation, molecular function: RNA binding. NCBI's taxonomy places the organism in Eukaryota, Metazoa, Chordata, Aves, Piciformes, Picidae. The record is from RefSeq and is a predicted model, not a curated record.
AUGACGCUGCGGGCGGCGCGGGGGCGGCGGAGCCGGGCCGGAGCCAUGUCAGCGGCUGGCGGAGGGCAGCGAGACGCCGGCGCCGCCGGCGGGCGCCGCAGCAAGUGGGACCAACCCGGUCCGGCCCCUGCCUUCCUUCUCCCCGGUACGGCGCCGCUGCCCGGGCGCCCCUUUCCCGGCGGCGGAGAUGGCGGCUCCGCCGUGGCAGGCUCCGAGAGCUCCGCAGCCCCUUCGGGAGCGCUGGACGCGGCCGCGGCCGUGGCCGCCAAGAUCAACGCGAUGCUAAUGGCCAAGGGGAAGCUGAAGCCGGCGCCCAGCACCGCGGACAAGCUGCAGGCUCUGGGAAAAGGUCCAGCUGCAAGUAAGAGCAAAGAUGACCUUGUGGUGGCAGAGGUGGAAAUCAAUGAUGUCCCCCUCACCUGCAGAAACCUGCUGACAAGAGGCCAGACUCAGGAUGAGAUAAGUCGACUGAGUGGAGCAGCUGUUUCUACCCGAGGGAGGUUCAUGACUGCAGAGGAGAAAGCCAAAGUGGGACCUGGGGAUCGUCCUCUGUACCUCCAUGUCCAGGGCCAGACCCGGGAGCUGGUUGACAGAGCUGUGAACCGAAUCAAAGAGAUCAUCACUAACGGAGUGGUGAAAGCAGCCACAGGUUCCAGUCCAACCUUCAAUGGAGCUACAGUGACUGUCUACCACCAGCCAGCUCCUAUUACUCAGUUGUCUCCAGCAGUUGGCCAAAAGCCUCCCUUCCAGUCAGGGAUGCAUUACGUCCAGGACAAGUUGUUUGUUGGUCUGGAACAUGCUGUGCCUACAUUUAAUGUGAAGGAGAAGGUGGAAGGGCCUGGUUGCUCCUACCUGCAGCACAUUCAGAUUGAAACAGGAGCCAAAGUCUUCCUUCGUGGGAAGGGCUCAGGCUGCAUAGAGCCUGCCUCAGGCAGAGAGGCUUUUGAGCCCAUGUACAUCUACAUCAGUCACCCAAAGCCAGAAGGUUUGGCAGCUGCUAAAAAGCUGUGUGAGAACCUACUGCAGACUGUUCAUGCUGAAUACUCUCGCUUUGUGAACCAGAUAACCACUGCAGUACCCUUAGCAGGCUUCACGCAGCCUGCAGCCAUCAGCACUGUCCCCUCCCAGCCAUCCUAUUACCCUUCCAAUGGCUAUCAGUCUGGUUACCCUGUUGUGCCCCCUCCUCAACAACCAGUUCAGCCACCAUAUGGUGUACCAGGCAUAGUGCCACCUGCAGUGCCAUUGGCACCUGGAGUCCUGACAACGCUGCCCACGGGAGUGCCGCCUGUGCCAACGCAGUAUCCAAUACCUCAAGUCCAGCCUCCAGCCAGCACUGGCCAGAGUCCACUGAGUGGUCCCUUCCUUCCUGCUGCCCCAGUCAAAACCACCAUGCCAGCUGGUACACAGCCCCCAGCUCAGCCCCAUCCCCAGGGUCAAAAGAGACGCUUCACCGAGGAGCUGCCAGAUGAGAGGGAGUCAGGCCUGCUGGGAUACCAGCAUGGACCCAUUCAUAUGACUAAUUUAGGUACAGGCUUCUCCAGUCAGAGCGAACUCGAUGGAGCCGCGGCGAAGCCAGCAAGUUCCUCAGGAAAGGAAAGAGAGAGGGACAGGCAGCUGAUGCCUCCACCAGCCUUUCCUGUCGCUGGGAUGAAACCGGAAGCUGAAGAAAGGAACGGCGCAGGGUCUCUACCAGGCAGCCACGAUCAUCAAGCUAAGAAGAUGAAAACUGCAGAGAAAGGCUUUGGAUUAGUGGCAUAUGCUGGAGACUCAUCAGAUGAAGAGGAGGAGCAUGGGGGCCACAAAAACGCAAGUAGCUUUUCACAGGGAUGGAGUUUGGGGUACCAGUACCCUUCCUCACAGCAGAGAGCUAAGCAGCAGAUGCCCUUUUGGAUGGCACCCUGAGAGCUUCGG